CCGGUGGGCCAUUACCUCGGCCAGUGCAGCCUGCAGGAGCAACGUGCAGAGACGCAACGUGAUUGGUCCGAAGCCGGCACCAUGACGGAACUGGAGACUGCCAUGGGCAUGAUCAUUGAUGUCUUUGCCCGGUACUCGGGGGCCGAGGGGAACAAGCAGAGCCUGACUAAGGGGGAGCUGAAGGUGCUCAUGGAGAAAGAGCUCCCUGGCUUCCUGCAGAGUGGAAGGGACAAGAACACCGUGGACAAACUGCUCAAGGACCUGGAUGCCAAUGGAGACGCCGAGGUGGACUUCAAUGAGUUUAUAGUGUUUGUGGCUGCACUCACGUCUGCCUGUCACAAGUACUUCCAGCAGCCAUGACCUGACUGAUACUCUGUAGCCCCGGAUUCCCGGAGAGGGCACCAGGAGAGGGCCCCUGGCUUCCAGAAAGGCCUGGGAGGCAGUUAUUUCUCGGGGCUGAGCCAGCGGAUGGCCCUCUAAUAAAUAAAAUGCUCGUGAAAUGAU
This is a messenger RNA of Rhinolophus ferrumequinum (greater horseshoe bat), 504 nucleotides long. RefSeq names its product S100 calcium binding protein P (gene S100P). The record is from RefSeq and is a predicted model, not a curated record. The transcript has 2 exons. Gene Ontology annotation, biological process: endothelial cell migration. Gene Ontology annotation, cellular component: cytoplasm; extracellular exosome. Gene Ontology annotation, molecular function: calcium ion binding; transition metal ion binding. Bases 82 to 360 code for a protein of 92 amino acids. Lineage: Eukaryota; Metazoa; Chordata; Mammalia; Chiroptera; Rhinolophidae.